Molecule: messenger RNA, 735 nt
Organism: Helobdella robusta
Lineage: Eukaryota; Metazoa; Annelida; Clitellata; Rhynchobdellida; Glossiphoniidae
Exons: 5
Coding region: 1-735 (244 amino acids)
Source: RefSeq, a predicted model, not a curated record
AUGGGGCGAAGUGAACGCAGAAGCCUGGCGAUGAUCCUGACGGCUGGUCAUUUGAACGAUGCGAGCAGGACAACAAACAAAGCCAAUGCUUUCGUGCCAAGCCCUACUGAAAACAAGAUAAUAGUUGCUGUCAUGGUAUCUGGUAUCACACACUUUUUGCACGUGAUAAACUGGGAUUUCUUUACAUUCGAACCCGGACACUGCGCCAGCAAUGCCAGUCACCUUAACCACUACACCAUUGCACGCGCCGUUACAACCACUAUUAUAGUAAUGAGUAGCAAUUUCUUUGGGGCAAAAAUCAUUUUAUAUGCGUAUCGCUGGAGUCUAUCUGCAGUUGAAUCCGGUCAUUCCAACCUGGCCCUAACCUGUCACACAAUCUUGCCGCCCCGUCUGACUAGACUGAAAAAAAAGAUUACAGCACAUAGAUCAAUGAUGUUGAUGAAGUCUCGUGGUCUCAAAACAUUGUCUCACCGCAAAAUAACUUCUGGCUAUGGAGAUAAAUACCAAACAAAAAAGUUUAUUAAACUUUCAAUAUUGACGUUGAUCAGGGUGGGGAGGGAGAUCCCCACCAAUCACAGCCAGUACCUAAGAGACAUAUUUCACAUUAAAAAUUCAAAAAGGGGAUUACUAUUUACUUCUGUGAAAUCGACCUCUACCGAACUGCCAGAGAUAGUGAUAAACCGACAGAGUGAUGACCAAAUGAGACAUCCUGAUGAAUGCCGUGUGGUCUGGUGA